Molecule: messenger RNA, 231 nt
Organism: Paramuricea clavata
Lineage: Eukaryota; Metazoa; Cnidaria; Anthozoa; Malacalcyonacea; Plexauridae
Source: the annotation of a GenBank genome assembly
AUGGCGUUACGCUAUCCAACUGCCCUUGGAAUAAAGGCAAUCUUCUCUACUCUCAAAUGGCCACAAGGCAACGUUGAGGUAGAACGCUUCAUGCAACCCUUGGGAAAUUCCCUGACAGCUUCUAAACUUUACGGUCGUGCGUGGAAAGACGAUCGACAAGGAAUGUCAAGCAACCAGAACGAUAUGGCUAGGAAAUUCUCUCGUCGAGAAUCAGAUAAGAAAGGCGAGUGA